GACCACUUAAAGUGCAAUAAUUGACGCUUUUACGUGUUCAAAGUGAUAUUUGCAUUUAACACUGACCAGUGUAUAGCAAUUUUAACACUUAUUGAUUAUUGAAAACUAGUGCUUUUUCACUUGUGUGACCUUAAUUUUUCUUGAAGUGUGAUUGACCACUUAAAGUGCAAUAAUUGACGCUUUUACGUGUUCAAAGUGAUAUUUGCAUUUAACACUGACCAGUGUAUAGCAAUUUUAACACUUAUUGAUUAUUGAAAACUAGUGCUUUUUCACUUGUGUGACCUUAAUUUUUCUUGAAGUGUGAUUGACCACUUAAAGUGCAAUAAUUGACGCUUUUACGUGUUCAAAGUGAUAUUUGCAUUUAACACUGACCAGUGUAUAGCAAUUUUAACACUUAUUGAUUAUUGAAAACUAGUGCUUUUUCACUUGUGUGACCUUAAUUUUUCUUGAAGUGUGAUUGACCAGUUUUGAUCGUAUUCUUUUUGUAGUUAGACGCACUGUACGCUGAAGUUUCUUUAGCUAAACAGGAUGCAGCGUUGUGGCGGGAAGCGUUUUCCUUUUAUUUUUUCAGGUGCCCAAGACAGGAAAAAAGUGAACCUUAUUGCUGGGGACUCCAAUGUUCAUCGGAUUAAGGAUAUUCUUCCUGACGAUAUAGCUGUCAAAUGCCUGCCAAUCUCUGGUGCCAAAUUUUCUGGUGAUCAUCGGGGUUUUCGCCAUGCAUUGUUGAGAGACCUGAGGGAGAUGGAUGUUCAACAGCUGUAUAUUCAUCUAGGCUCCAAUGACAUUCUUACGAAUGAAGCGGUGUUUUACCGAGAUGUUGCUGACUUGUGUGAUGUGGUCCAUCAGGUCAGUCCAGACACCGAGGUUGUCUUGUGCGAAGUGCUUCCUCGGUGUGCAGAUUACAGACAAGGUUGUUGGAUACCAGAAGGACGUCUGACUGCCAUGCAGAAAUGGAUUAAACGAGCCAACUCACUACUUCAAGACUACUGUCGUAGGGUUUUGUUUGUUAGGUUUUUGGUGUACCAGAAGACAAGGAACAUGUUCACCCGGGAUGGCCUUCAUCUUAAUGCCAGUGGUGCUCGUGGCUGUUUAGAGACGGUCCUUGACGACAUGCAGCCAGUGACUGAUGUCCACCAGAUUGAAGCUGAGCCUGUUGUUCUUGAUUGUGUCUGGCCUCCAGUUUCCACUCCAGCCAUGGUGUCUGAUGCAAAUACCAAAUCAUACGCAGAUGUUGUUCGAAUGGCUCCUGCUGCAACUGCUGUCAUCAAGCCACUUCAAAAGACUUCACUACAUCCCAAGAUUACGAAGAAGAUGGUGGUUGUCUGCAAGGAACGAAAACGUCAACUAAGACCAAUUUUAGGCCGGAAGGAGUUCCAGAAAUCUAAGACUGUUGAUGAAAGAUGUCCGACAGCAACCAGUACGAAGGAUUGUAUAGUUGUAGAACUUGCCCAGACCGUUGCAGUGGAGGUGAAGGCUUCAAAUAUCUGUGGAACAUACCUGAAGAAGAGGAAAGAAGUGGCACAACCCUGCAGACAGAAGAACCCACCCGCAUGUCGUCCUUUAUUGAUGAAGCUGAAAAAGAAGGCGCACAUUUCGUGUCCAGAAUGCAGGGUUGUUUGCACCAACGAAGACGCUUUGCUGAGCCACUUCUGCAGUCGCCACAUCAAGCAACUGGAGACUGGAAAAGAGAGUAAAAUUAAGCUAAUAGCUUCACCCAUGAUUGCAUCUGCUAAUCAAGAACUCAACGAAGUCAGCUCAAGGAAGUGGAAGGGAUGCUUGGAAAAUAGAAGUUUCCAUUGUGAAGGAACAUACGAACAUUUCCCUCCCACCAUGUGGAUGAAGAUGUUUGGACUGAUGAUGCUGGGUCAUAUGUGUGGACAAGGUGGUCUUCAUUACAUCAUGAUGCAGCUGUGUAUUCAGCAACAUGUUAACCUGUCCCAGCGGAUGUUGAUGCUCUCAAAUGAUGUUGAGAAAAACCCAGGACCGGAGUAUUCGUGCAAAUGGACAUCCUGCAAGGAAGACUUUCACUCAAUAGGACAGCUAGAUGCACAUAUCAUCUCUCAUGUGGUUCAAGAGAAAUGCUGUAGAUGGGGAGACUGUACCAAAGUCCUGAGCUUUAAUCGUCUUGAAAUCCACGCACUUAAACAUCUCUAUGAUGACCAGAACAUAUUUCGAACAUUGGAGGAUUGGCUUGCUGUGUUAGAGGAUCAUCAGGUGAAGGAAGAAACCACAAAUCUGGUGUUAUGCCCAAUGCAUUUAAGACCACAGCUGAUGCUGCCAUUAUUUGAUGAAGAGUUCAACAUCAUGGAUGAUUUGCUCACUUACACACCAAAGGAUCAUGCUAAAUACAACAGAAGAAAAUGCUGUAACUUGUAUGCACUGCAAAUUUCUAGAACAGAUGGUUGUGUCAAACUUGACGGUUGAUGGCAGUAACUCUACUGAAACACGAAUUCAACGGUUUGUACAAACUGCUUUAAAUGAUAAGGAUAAAGAUUUAGUGACACUCUCUUGCAGUCAAGACACACGUAAGUAUUCAAUUCUUGUGGAAGGUGACGAACAUCCAGUGUUUGUUCAUCUUACAUUUAAUAAAAAAUUAAAUAAG
Dreissena polymorpha is the source of this 2602-nucleotide messenger RNA. RefSeq lists its product as uncharacterized. Lineage: Eukaryota; Metazoa; Mollusca; Bivalvia; Myida; Dreissenidae. The coding region runs from base 529 to 2424 and encodes 631 amino acids. The record is from RefSeq and is a predicted model, not a curated record. The transcript has 16 exons.